Molecule: messenger RNA, 1659 nt
Organism: Brugia malayi
Lineage: Eukaryota; Metazoa; Nematoda; Chromadorea; Rhabditida; Onchocercidae
Gene: Bma-hpo-28
Exons: 10
Coding region: 1-1659 (552 amino acids)
Source: RefSeq, a predicted model, not a curated record
AUGACUAUGACAGCCGGCGAAGAAUGCUAUGAACUGCUACAGGUGUUACGAAAACGCCUGCGAAAGAAAAUGUUAACACAGUCUGUUGCUGGGGCCAAAGUAUCCAACAAUGAUUUGAACCGAAUAUUUACGGAAGACUGGUGGCCAUUGUCAUUUCUUCUUGCAUAUCAUUAUGAUGUGGAUGUAACAUACUCGGUGAUUGUUGAGUGUCUCAAAUGGCGACGUUCCUUCUGUGUUGAUAACAUUAGUUUGCUGGAACUUAAACCAUUGUUAGAUAGAGGUUUGGCAUAUAUACAUGGCAAAGAUUGCAACGGUUCAUCAAUAUUGUGGAUAAAUAUGCGACAACACGUUAUCGGACAACAAAAUAGUGAUAAGUUAAUAAUUUAUUGGCUUGAACGACAUACAAUGGAACUGCAAGCAGCGCCGAUCACAUUGCUAUUUGACAUGUCGUUAUGCUGUUUACAAAAUAUGGAUCUGGAUUUGAUUAAAUUCAUCAUUCGUUCAUGCAAAUAUUACUAUCCAAGUUGUUUAACAUCACUGCUAAUUUUCGAAAAUCCGGGACUAUUGAAAGCAUCUUGGAUACUGCUACGUACCUGGAUGUCGCCUGAAAUGCAACGUCUUCUUCAAUAUGUCAAACGUUCUUCACUUUCAGCACAUGUACCAUUACCGUACAUUCCAAAACGUUAUGGUGGCCAGGACAAUUUUAUGUUCACGAUGGAUGAAUUGGCUAGAUGUAUACCAUUACGAUCGCCCUCGAGUGAACUUAUUUACAACCAGCAAGAUACACUUCAAAACGAUACUGCAAAUAGCGAUGUGCCGUUCAAUGAUACAACGUACUUCAAUAACUUGGGUUCCAGAAGAUCCGUCACAUUUGAGGAAGAAAACACGAGCCGAGGCACUUCAUUAACUUCCUCAUCACAACUUGUACCUUCUGCCACUAAACGAAAUGGCUUACCUCAAGCUUUACGACCUUUGGCUGAGGCACGUUUACACACUCCAAUCAAAGAUUAUGCUAAGGUCAAAUUUCUUUCUAUCUGUCCACGUGAAGAAUUGACAUUGAAUCACGUGAGUGGUGAAAACGAUAUGGCCGAUGUCAUAGUCCUGAAGAACGAAAGUAUUCGAAAUGUUGCAUAUAAAAUCAAAAUCACUUCGCCAGAGAAGUUCCGCAUACGUCCAAGUACUGGGACUGUUGCUCCCGGUGCUACUGAAUUCAUCCGAGUUUAUUUACAGCAUGAAUUCCGGAAUUCGGUUCCACACGAGAAAUUACUCCUAAUGGCAGUCGAAACAAACGGAGAAAGCACUGAAAGUUUUGGAAGUGUUUGGAAACACUCGAGUGAAGAAACAAAAGUGGAGCACAAGCUAAGGUGUCGAUUAUCUGUUGAAAACCAUAUGGCAACAGCUACUGCAGAAUUAAUGGAUUCCACCAUAAAGGAAAGCGAAAGUAACCUUCCUGUCAGCACAAUAACACUGGUGAAAACGUUGGAGACACGAGUGGUUUGCCGACAAAAUAUCAUCAUGAUCUUGAUGGCUUUUAUUAUCGUGCUCCAAUUGCUAUCAUUCAUCUGGCAGCAUCGAUAUUUUACAUCAAAUCUUCAAAAAGAUUUCUGCUCCAAAUUCCCAUCUUCUUCAAAUAAUCCUUUCUUUAAUUCCGAACUAUGA